UUCUGCAAACAUAAAAAUAUCACUAAGAAGAUUGGCGAAUGCUUUCAAUUCUAGAUCGUGAUCAGGUAGUGAUUACGUAGAGCUAGUUUUUUUAUUGUGUGAGAUGAAAAUAGCGGCGAAAUCAUGAGCGCGUUCAAGAGAUAUCAGAGCAGAGUGUUCUGGGAUCAGAUGGCCACGCGCGAUCUGAAAGAUGAUCGCUUUGCAGAAAGAAAUGGUCUUCCGAAAUGCGACUCCUUUGAAUUUCCGCCCCAUGAAAAAGACGUGGAAAAAGAAGAUUCGACCGGCAAGUCGGAAAACAAUACAGUGAAUAGCGGCGAUAUCACCGCGAUACGUGUUUGCAAAAGUUCCGAUGAGGAUCCGAAACGAAACGCGUGUCCAAUUUCGUCGAUACGCGACGAAAGUAUUGCGCGUCGCAGGAUGGACGUGGAAGAAACGAAGGAAGAGAAGCGCGAGAUCAUCUCGAGGAAUAGAUCCUGCAGUCCUCUGAGUCAAGAUCUCAAAAGUCAGGAUUCCGGAUUUUCCGAUUCCGAGAGAUCGGAUUGUUCGCAAGCUUACGAAAACGCGACUCCAAGGCGGAAGUCAAGACGGAGGAGGAUGAGAGAACGAAGAAUUCAGUCAACGAUCGCUUCACCGUCGUUGGAAGAAGCAUCUCCCCCGAAUCCGAUGCACACGUCCACACCAAAAAACUCCAGGAUAUUCCAGAUAGCGAGGAAUCGUCUUGGAAGAUGGAAGACGAGAAGUUCAUCGCAAGGACGCAGUGUACUCAUCAAGAGCGAAUCGCAUCAUUCCAGGAGCAUUGACGAGACACAGAGCAAUGCACCGAAGACAUUCUCCGUUGGAUCGCUGGAGGGCGAGUGUCUGGGCGAUUUUCUGUACACGUCCGAACCACCGGAAGACAGCGUUCAGCCAGCGAAAUCGCCGGUUUCCACUGAUUCCACGGAUGAUGCGAUAACCGCCGGCAGGGACGUGUUAAAAUCCAGAAAUUAUCGCCAAUCGUCGUCCAUGAGGGCCUGGCUGACCGAUCUCGCCACGGAGACCGAGAAUGAGUGCAGCAAUGCUCUUCAAAGCAAGAAUUUGCCGCGCAGGAGAGCACUGGUGGUAUCCGGAGAGGCACACGCACGCGAUCUCAAGAUGAUGUCUUCCGCGGCUACUGCAGCCGCGAGCAAACUGUUGGCUAAUGCGGAGCAAUUUGAGCAACACUAUCGCAACAUUAUCGAAAAAAUAACCCGCCUGGAAGGCGGCCGAUCCGAGAUGGCACUUCUCCGUAGCAUCGAGGAAGCCGCGUUCGCGAUUCUCUCGCAAUUGGGAGCGCCUCCUCCGCGGCGGAUUCAACAAGGCAGUCUGAGGAGCGUUCUCGCGCAGCUGCAAAAUAUGAAGACAUACGUCGAUGGCACGAUCGACACGCGCUUAGACUUCUACAUAGAGAAAAUAGUUCGCGGUCUCGAGGAAGCGCCGCGCGAGGACAGCGGCAUAACCAGAGGCGCUUUGGCGGCUUUAACCGCCUUGGGAUUGUCGGAUUCCCGUGCGGGAAGUAGCAUAGCCCGGUGCUCCGGGAUAAAAGCGCUUCUGACGUGUCUCAUCAGUGUCGGUCCUCGAGAUCCGUUAUCAUCGGGCGACUUGAUCGCGGUCUCGUUGCGUGCUCUGGCCAGCAUAUGCUCAUCGACGACUGCCAUCGAGUACUUCGUCCGAGACGGUGGUCCUGAGAUUCUCACGGACUUAUUAGAAGCAGAGUCCACUCGCGAGAAGGAGAAGACCGAAGCUACCGCCUUGGUAGUUCAGAUCACAGCACCGUGGACCAACGCAAUAGGUUUGCCUUACCUCGAGCCUUUCGCAGCUUCCCUGAUACCGGCGCUAAACCAUCUGCUCGAGAACACUGGUUGCGCUCAAACGCUGCUGUUGACGGCUGCUGCACUCAAUAACUUGUCCAAGUCACAACUGUGCACCGACGUUAUAUUGGGAGAGGACAGCGUGAGGAAGCUUCUCAGGAGUGUAAAGAAAUCCGCCGCCGGCGGCAAUGUCUGGCUGAUGGAGCAGGUGGCCGCAUUGAUUGGUGAAUUGGCGCGCACUCCGGCGGGCCGAGCGCACUUGGCGAAAGUGCGCGCCUCCGUGGCGUUGGUAUCCUUCCUCAGAAUGAGACCGCCCGGUUUGGAGGACGCAUACCGGCGACUGGAAGUCACCGCGGCCGCCGCGCUCACCAGGCUCUGCGUGGAUCCGGAAAUCGCGCGACAAGUGGUCGCAGUCGGUGGCGGCGAUUUUCUCCCGGUUUGUGACUUCGACAAGCGGGCCGAAACGGAAGAAGACGAGCCUCAGGUAGAAACGGGCUUGUUAAGAUAUACCAGAUCAUUGAGGCGAGCAUGUAGGAAAGCGGCGAAGCAAAUCGGAAUCGCAAAGGCCAAGGAUCGCAGCACGUUGGAUUGAGGAGAUAGAAUUCAUAGAGAAAGGAUUCAUCGCGCUGGUUCCAGUCGACAAUGAAAGGUCGCGCAUAGUAAUAACGGGGCGCUGUAAAUAUAUAUUAUACAACAGUAAUUACAAUAAACUAUAAUUACAAUACGUUUUAUAAUAUAGAAAUAAUACGAAAAACAAAUUGAUUCAUGAUUAAAAAGAGAUGUACAGUAUAGUACUUAGUUUCGUGUUUUGUAUCUUUAAAGAUACAAAUUUAUACUAUGUAAAAAUACGGUAUCUUUCAGCCGUAAAAAAUGUGCCAUACUAUAAUACAUUUGUAAAACCUUAUAAAAAAUAUUAACCAUUUUAUUCUUUA
Odontomachus brunneus is the source of this 2758-nucleotide messenger RNA. It is a transcript of the gene insc, whose product is annotated as protein inscuteable homolog. Gene Ontology annotation, molecular function: cytoskeletal adaptor activity. Gene Ontology annotation, cellular component: apical cortex. The coding region runs from base 124 to 2418 and encodes 764 amino acids. The record is from RefSeq and is a predicted model, not a curated record. Gene Ontology annotation, biological process: establishment of mitotic spindle orientation; asymmetric cell division; regulation of asymmetric cell division. The transcript is spliced from 5 exons. NCBI's taxonomy places the organism in Eukaryota, Metazoa, Arthropoda, Insecta, Hymenoptera, Formicidae.